AUGCGCUUGAGCUGUGCACUUCUUGUUUUCUGUACCUGCGCAAACGCAGUUUCCAUAAAGCACUCCGUGCGCUCCGGUCUAAAGCAGCCAAACCCUCAAAUUCUGGUUCUCUUUGUCGAACUAUCAAAGUUAAUAAUCUCCGCAAUAUUUUUAUUUGGCGAAAAGCGGUUCGGAAUUGUUGGGGAAAACACUUGCCUCGACGCGGUCUCGGUGUCGAACUUUUUUCUUUUCGCAGUUCCCGGCAUAUUAUACACGUUUUGCAACAAUGUCCCGUAUAUUAUUUUGCGGAAAAUGGAACUCGGCACGUAUGUUAUGUUGAGUACUAUCAAGAUUCCAACCACCGCGACGUUAAUGUGGCUGAUGUUAGGGAAAAGACUGUCUCGGACUCAAUUAUAUGGCGUGCUACUGCUCGGCGUCGGAACAGUUAUUAGUUUGCUUGACUUCCAUGAUGGUAUUGCGCUGGCUGGACCUACCCACGCAUAUUUACUCACAUUUUUAAGCGCCCUUCUAUCGGCAUUCGCUGCCGUCUGGUCUGAGUAUAUGCUUAAAUCUUCGCCCCAGAGCAUCAACUUGCAAAAUAUGCAACUGUAUUUUCAUAGCACUCUCGCGAAUAUGUUUUUUAUUGGCCUGACCCACGGCGCUAAUUUCUUUGCUGGGUUUUCCAGUGGAUUACCAGACAUUGCAGAUGUAGGGGCAUGGAGUUCUGUUGUUACGUUGACCGGAGUUGGACUGUUGACUUCGCUCGUGAUGAAGUACGCGGACAAUAUCUUGAAACUUUUCCUGUCGGGCGCCAGCAUGUGCGUAUCGCGGUUACUCGCUUGUGUCCUUUUUGGGGACACCUUCACCACUUCACAUGCCAUCGGGCUCGCACUUGUUCUAUUUGCAUCUUACAUCUAUGA
Messenger RNA from Micromonas commoda, 899 nucleotides. RefSeq names its product Drug/Metabolite transporter superfamily. Gene Ontology annotation, cellular component: Golgi membrane. The transcript has a single exon. The annotation marks the transcript as partial. Gene Ontology annotation, molecular function: pyrimidine nucleotide-sugar transmembrane transporter activity. Gene Ontology annotation, biological process: pyrimidine nucleotide-sugar transmembrane transport. NCBI's taxonomy places the organism in Eukaryota, Viridiplantae, Chlorophyta, Mamiellophyceae, Mamiellales, Mamiellaceae. The record is from RefSeq and is a predicted model, not a curated record.